Messenger RNA from Puntigrus tetrazona (Sumatra barb), 5941 nucleotides. RefSeq names its product lactase-phlorizin hydrolase. The record is from RefSeq and is a predicted model, not a curated record. Gene Ontology annotation, molecular function: beta-glucosidase activity. NCBI's taxonomy places the organism in Eukaryota, Metazoa, Chordata, Actinopteri, Cypriniformes, Cyprinidae. Gene Ontology annotation, biological process: carbohydrate metabolic process.
UGAACGCUUUGUAGAACAGUCAUGAUGAAGGUCCUAGAAGGAUUUCUUUCUCUAGGUUUGUUGGCUGUUUUUUGGAGCUCCACUAAUGCAGAGCAACAGGACUUCAUGUUACUAGCUGGCCCUCUGAAAACCAGCCAGACUUCACCACCACAUGAAGACAAUGCAUUUAACUGUGGAGGUCCACUGCCUCAACAAUCCAGAUCCUACUUUCAGUUCCUUCAGAGCAAAGGGGUGACCCACUUUAAAGUCCCCCUCUCCUGUCACGAUCCUUCCUCAGGUGAUCCCAACCAGCCACAUGAAGACACUGUGAAGUGCUACAAGAUACUUCAGCAGCAGCUGACUGAAUCAGGCAUCAAACCUCUGCUGGUUCUCCAUCGUUCUGCUGUACCAGAAGACUUCAGAGCCAGAUUUGGAGGUUGGGAAAAUCCAUUACUGGUGCAGAUGUUUGAGCAGUAUGCAGGAUUUGUCUUCACUACAUUUAGGGACCUUGUGGACACGUUCAUUACCUUCAGUCACCUGCACGAGCUACAUGAAGUGCAACUUCAAAAUGCUCUUCAGUGCCAUGCAAAUGUUUAUCGUCAAAUGUUCAUGGCACUUCAUUUGUCUGUUGGGAUCAGAGCCAGUGAUAUUAACUCCAUUUAUCAAAUAGGUACUAAAAUCAUGGCAUAUGUGGAUUUCAUCUCUCUGCACAUGCAGUACAAUUGCAAAUUGAAGACACCUCUUACAGAGGAAUUGAGGAAGUUACAGGUUGGCAGUGGCCAAAAGCCCAUCCUUAUGUAUCAGCUGACAGUCGAAGACUGUGAUGGAAAUGAAGAUCAUUUUCAACCACUUCAUGCAGUUUUUGAAGUUUUACAGAACAAAGAUCUUCACAUCAUGGGCUGUGACAUCACACAUCUAUUUGAGAAGCUAAAUCAGGAAGAAACCGAAAAGAAAAGUUUGCAGAUGCAAAAUACUAAGGAAGUCUCACAUCAGAAAUCAGCUUCUGCAUUCUCAUACCAAAAGGUCUGGGAGAAAUUUAGAAGUCAAACUGAAGCCGAGCGUGAUCAGUUUUUAAGUGGCUCCUUCCCAGUUAAUUUUGACUGGUCUGUCUCCAGUGAGAGUUUCAAAGUGGAGGGUGGAUGGGCUGAACAUGGGAAGGGUGAGACCAUUUGGGACCGAUUUAGCCAUGAAGGCCAUGUCUUUGAAAACCAGACCACUGAUUUGGCCUGUGAUAGUUAUCACAAGGUGGACUAUGAUGUGUAUCUGCAGGGCAUGAAGGCACCUAAUUAUCAGUUCUCAAUUUCAUGGGCUCGUAUUUUCUCCACCGGACGCAAAGAAAGUUUGCUUGAAAAAGGUGUUGCCUAUUAUGACAAGAUGAUUGAUACACUGCUACAAUCCGGCAUUGAGCCCACUGUUACCCUGCAUCACUGGGACCUUCCUCAAGCUCUGCAGGACUUAGGCGGCUGGGAAAAUGACUCUGUUGUGGACGCUUUCAAAGAAUUUUCUGACUUCUGCUUCUCUCAUUAUGGAGACAGAGUCAAAACAUGGAUCACCUUCGGCAGCCCGUGGGUAGUGAGCAACUUGGGGUAUGGAACAGGGGAACAUCCCCCGAGAGUGAAAGACCCAAUAAUCGCAUCUUACAAGGUGACACACAAUAUUCUAAAAUCACAUGCUGAAGCCUGGCAUAUUUAUAAUGAUAAUUACAGAAAACUGCAGGGUGGAAAAGUGGGCAUUGCUCUUAAUUCCGAUUGGGCAGAGCCAAGUAAUCCCUCAAGUGAUCAAGAUGUAGCAGCAGCUGAGCGUUAUCUAAACUUCAUGCUAGGCUGGUUUGCUCAUCCCAUAUUUGUAGAUGGAGACUAUUCAACCGUGUUAAAGGAACAAAUUGAGGAAAAGAAAGCUUCAUGUGGUAAAGAGCUAGCCAGACUGCCUGUUUUCACUGAGGCUGAGAAACAAAGAAUUCGAGGCACAGCUGAUUUCUUUGGACUAAACCACUAUACUUCCCGAAUGAUUAGUGAGAGCUUGAAUAGUUGUGAUGCUGGACAGAAUAAUGUCGGGGACUUCCAGACUCAUAUUGAUCCUACAUGGCCCCCUACAGUGUCUGAUCAGAUCCAGUCUGUUCCGUGGGGUCUUCGGAGAUUAUUGAACUACAUCUCUUUAGAGUACACAUCCAUCACAAAGGUGCCCAUCUACAUCACAGGAAAUGGAAUGCCAACUGAAUACAAUGGUGAUGUGUUCAAUGACAAUAAUCGUGUUGACUAUCUCAAAACCUACAUUAAUGAGGCAAUGAAAGCUGUACUUUUGGAUGGAAUUGAUGUUCAGAGGUUUACAGUCCAGGCUCUAAUGGAUGGAUUUGAGGGUCCUCAAGGCUACAGUCAACGAUUUGGGUUGCACCAUGUGGACUUUGAAGAUCCUGACAGACCAAGAACCCCCAAAGCAUCAGCAUAUUACUACUCAGAAGUGAUUGAGAGAAAUGGAUUUGCAGAGACUACGACAAAGGCUAAGAUGCAGAUGUAUGGAAAUGAAAUUGGAAUCACAAGACUUCCUAGACUGCUGCCAUCUGAAGUUCCUUCAAAAUCCAAGGUUGUUUGGGAAAAGUUCUCCCCUCAGACCAAGUUUGAGAGACAGCUUUAUCACUACGGAACAUUUCCAGAAGGAUUCCUUUGGGGUGUCUCGUCUUCAGCAUAUCAGGUAGAAGGUGGCUGGAAUGCAGAUGGAAAAGGGCCAAGUGUUUGGGAUACUUUCGCUCAAAAACCUGGUAGUAUCCCAAACAAUGACAAUGGUGAUGUUGCAUGUGACAGUUACAACAAAAUAAAUGAGGAUCUACACAUGCUGAGGGCCCUAAAAGUGAAAACUUACCGAUUCUCCAUGUCAUGGUCUCGAAUUUUUCCCAGCGGCUAUAAAUCUUCUCUUAACCAGAGGGGGGUGGACUAUUACAACAGGCUCAUAAAUGGUCUCAUAGCAAACAAUAUCACACCAAUGGUGACGCUCUACCACUGGGACCUGCCACAGGCUUUGCAGGACAUCAAUGGUUGGGACAACCCUGAAAUGAUUAAUAUAUUCAAUGAGUAUUGUGACUUCUGCUAUGCAACAUUUGGAGACAGGGUGAAGUUUUGGAUCACAUUUAAUGAACCCCAGACAAUUGCAUGGUCAGGAUAUGGACUGGGGCAGAUUCCGCCUAACAUGAAGCAACCUGGAGAUGCUCCAUACAGGGUUGCACACAACCUCCUGAAAGCUCAUGCACAAGCAUAUCACACUUAUGAUGAGAAGUACAGGGCAUCUCAAGGAGGUCUGGUAUCCAUUAGUCUGAAUGCCGAAUGGGCAGAACCCCAAGACAUCAAUGUUCCUCGAGAGGUGGUGGCUGCUGAUCGAGCUCUUCAGUUCCAGCUUGGCUGGUUUGCACACCCCAUCUUUAAAAAUGGUGAUUAUCCUGAUGCUAUGAAGUGGCAGGUUGGGAACAAGAGUGAACUUCAAGGCUUAACCGAAUCCAGGUUACCUUCUUUUACUGAUGAAGACAAAGCCUUUAUCCAAGGAACAGCUGAUGUAUUCUGCAUUAAUACAUACACUACCAAAGUUGUGCGUCAUGUGACCAGCAGACUCAAUAUAGAGUCUUAUGAAACUGAUCAGGAUGGAAAAGACAAUGCAGAUGGCUCUGAAAAUACAGCUGUUAAUGAGCAAAAGGCUGUAGCCUGGGGUAUCAGGAGACUUCUUAACUGGUUAAAGGAAGAGUAUGGAGACCCUGAGAUUUAUAUCACAGAAAAUGGUGUGGCUACAGGCACUGCUAUAACAGUUGAUGACACUGAUCGAAUAUUCUUCCUGAAGACCUAUGUUGAUGAAGCUCUUAAAGCGCACAAUCUGGAUGGAGUACGUGUCAAAGGUUACAUUGCUUCCUCUCUAAUGGACUCCUUUGAGUGGCUGAAAGGCUACACUGUUGGCUAUGGGCUUCACUACGUGAACUUUAAACAUUCAAGUCGUCCAAGAACUCCAAAGCGCUCUGCUCACCUCUACUUUGACAUAAUGAGAAAUAAUGGCUUUCCACUGCCAACCGAAGAAGAAAUGUUAUAUGGACAUUUCCCAGAGGGAUUUAUAUGGAGCACAGCAACUGCUGCCUAUCAGAUAGAGGGCGCCUGGAGAGCCGAUGGAAAAGGUCUCAGCAUUUGGGACAAAUUUGCUCAUACUGCUUUAAAGAUAUCGCUGGAUGAAAAUGGUGAUAUCGCCUGUGACAGCUACAACAAGAUCGCUGAGGAUAUCAAUAGUCUCAAAACACUCAGGGUCAACCACUAUCGAUUUUCUAUUUCAUGGCCAAGAAUUAUGCCAGAUGGAACAAACAGUAAAAUUAAUGAAGCUGGACUCAACUACUAUCAUAGGCUAGUAGAUGCUCUUUUGGCAGCCAAUAUCAAACCACAGGCGACUUUGUAUCACUGGGAUCUUCCACAAGCACUCCAGGAUGUUGGUGGUUGGGAGAAUGACACCAUUGUUGAGAGAUUCAGAGACUAUGCUGAUGUUGUAUUCAACAGUCUGGGAGACAAAGUAAAGUUCUGGAUCACUAUAAAUGAACCCUACAAUGUUGCAAUGGUGGGACAUGGCUAUGGAAGUGCAGCACCAGGUAUAAGUUUCAGACCAGGCACUGCACCAUAUAUUGUGGCACACAAUCUAAUCAAGGCUCAUGCUGAGGCCUGGCAUGUAUAUAAUGACAAGUAUCGUGCAAAACACGGUGGCAUAGUUGGCAUCACUAUAAACUCUGACUGGGCUGAACCAAGAAAUCCAUACAAACAAGAAGACGUGGAUGCUGCCAUUCGUGUAGUCCAGUUCCAGAUUGGUUGGUUUGCUCAUCCCGUGUUCAAUGGAGAUUACAGUGAUUUAAUGAAGGACAUUAUUCGAGAUAGAAGUUUAGCAGCUGGCCGACCAAAAUCAAGGCUUCCAGAAUACCCUGCAGAAGUAGCGAGGAUAAAGGGAACACAUGAUUAUUUUGGAUUCAACCACUACACCACUGUCUUAGCCUAUAACCACUACAAGAACCUUGAGCAUUAUGAUGCAGACAGGGGGGCAGGAACAGUUACGGAUCGUACAUGGCUGGAUUCUGGCUCCUUCUGGUUGAAAGUAACUCCUGUGGGAUUCAGAAAAAUUCUAAAUUUCAUCAAGGAGGAAUAUGGACCCCCUAUUUACAUUACAGAGAACGGAGUAUCAGAACGAGGGUCAAUGAAUCUGAAUGAUGUUCACCGAAGCCACUACUAUGAUAACUAUAUCAAUCAGGCCCUGAAAGCGUAUUUGCUGGAUGGAGUAGACAUCCGUGGCUACGCUGCCUGGACACUAAUGGACAAUCUGGAAUGGGCGACGGGUUUUGAUGAAAAAUUCGGCUUUUUCUAUGUAAAUCGAUCAGAUGCUUCAUUACCACGUAUUCCCAAGAAAUCUGUCUGGCACUACGCUACGAUAAUCAACUGCAAUGGCUUCAUAAGUCCAGGAGAAAGUCCACAUGACUGUCAGAUCCAUGAACCUGAUGUUGACAUCCCAGGUACUACUCCUCCAUCUCCUCCUGGUGAGGAACCUUUGGUUAGUUUCUUAGGUUUGGAAGUGUCAGGUCCUGAUGCUACACUGGCUCUAAAUGUCCUCUUCAGUCUCACCGUUAUUGCAGCAGUUGCUGUUGCCCUCUUGGUGUAUGGACUUGUCAAGACAUCUAAGAAAAAAAAACGUCCUGUAGAGGAGUACAUUGACCUUGAGAAGAAGGAUAAGUUCUGAACAUAACACCUGCUUUUCCAAUACAUUAUAUAUCUGUCACAUGUAUAUGAAUUCACUGACAGUCUAUUUAAAUGCAUACAGUAGAUUGUUCAGUUAUGUGUUUUUUAAUGCUUUGCAUCUAUUUAUGUAGAUGCUGAUUUAAAAAAAAAGUCAAGAGAAUAAAGUAAUUCAAUUGUUCAAUUGUCUCUUUUUUACCUCAUUAUAACCAGUAUAAACAACAUUGAACCAA